Messenger RNA from Cetraspora pellucida, 1605 nucleotides. The record is from the annotation of a GenBank genome assembly. NCBI's taxonomy places the organism in Eukaryota, Fungi, Glomeromycota, Glomeromycetes, Diversisporales, Gigasporaceae.
AUGUUGCCAUCACAACCACAAGUUCCAGAAAUUGGUAGCAAAUUCCAAAUAGUAGAAAGUUUCAAGGAAGCUGCUCAACAAGGUGCUAAAGCAGCAGGUUUUGCUUUUAGUAUGUUAUUGUCAAAAAUAUCACGCGAUGAAAAAGGUGGCCAAGCUCCUUAUAUUAUUUUACAAUGCUGCCCUGUUGCUUUGUAUGCUGUUUUGGAUGAGAAAGCUAUUCACUGCCUCCCUCAACAUCAACAACUUAAUACAGAACAAAAGGAGCUAGUUCAUAUGAUUCUCAAAAAUAUCGUUAAUGAACGUGAUAGAAUUAGAAAUGCUCUGAAUGAAGGCUCAAAUAAUGAUACAACUAUGUGGCUUUUGCAGAUGUUAGAAGAACGCCAGUACAUAGUUUGCCAUCUAUUAUCAAAAGAUGGUUGUAUGAAAAAUCUAUUUUUUAUCUAUAUUGAAGCUGCGCAUUGUGCUGCUAUAUGUCCGAAGGUGCUAAUCGUUGAUGCAACUUAUAAAACAAAUUUGUACAAGCUCCCUUUAAUAAAUUCUGUUGAAAACAAAAAGGAAUAUAUCUACGAAUGGUUUUUAAAUACAUUAAAAGAAACAGUCUAUGAUGCUUUUUUUUGUUUACCGGAAGUAUUUGUUUCAGAUAAAUCCCAAGCUCUUCGAAAUGCAGCAAAUAAAUUUUUUGAUUCUGAUGAUGAUUAUGAAAAAUUAUUGCUAUCAAUUCAAAAAGUUGCUUAUGCCGAGGAGAUAAGUAUAGUUGAAGAAGCAUUUGAAAAGAUAAAGCAAGCAGCGAUGAAGAAUAGAGACUUUAAUUAUAUUCAAAAUUACUUUGAGGAAUGGAAAAAGGAUUCAGAAUAUUGGAUGUAUGUUUAUACAAAACAUUAUCCUCAUAUGGGAGUCCAAUCACGCAAUGAGCAGAAGGAAGCCAUAGCAUUGGUUGGAAAAAUUUCUAGAUGGGCAAUUGAUCGAAUAAAAAAAGAAAUAUGUGAGGCUCAAGAAAAUUAUGAUAAUACAAUUAAUAGCAUUUGCAACUGUAGCUUAAGACUAAAUUUCAAACUACCAUGUUGUCACAUAAUUCCAUCAACAGGGCCCAUCCCACUUUCAAUUAUCCACCCCCGCUGGCUUCUAAAACAUGAUUCUGUACCUUUAUUACCUUCAUCUUUGUCAACUAAUACAGCUUUUAAUAAGGCUUUGUAUAUGCUUGAAGAAAAAUAUGCAAAUUUAAAUAAUAGUAGGUCUAAAGCUUCAUUGUUACAUAAAAUCGAAGCACUUAUUGCUGAAGAAAUUGUAAUUCCAAAAGCACCAGCUGCUAAAAAAAAAGAGAAAAAUACAUCAAAAUUUACAACUGAUUUACCAAAAUCGCAGCAGCUUUUAUAUCAUGACCAAAUACCUACCUAUAUGUAUGAACACAUAAAAAAGGUAAUUAAUGUGGAUGGAGAUGGUAAUUGUAGGUAUAGAGCACUAGCUAUAUGUUUACAAAGAGAUAAAAAUGAGUGGUCAGAGAUUCGAAAGGAAUUACAAAAAGAAUUAAUUAAAAAAAAACAAUUCUAUUGUAUCUUGUUUCUAGUCAAUGAUGAUUAUGAGACAAUUAUAAAAGAGAUCUCUUAG